CAUAUUUGCGAAUGACGUCAUUUUUUGUUUGUGGCGCAACAGUAUAAUUUUAAGAUUUUGCAUUGUUAAACUUUAUUAUAAACUCCAACAAUGGAUUCUGAUGAAGAAAUGGAUAAUGUACCAUCGUGGAGAGGUGUUCCUGGCUGCAUAGUGCUCAUCAAUGUCUACGAUCCUUCCAAAUACGGCACGGCAAAAGCCGCACAUGCAGCGACUUGUUCGCUGAUCCGGCAAACUCUGAGAUCAGCAAACUCGAACCAUAUAGGUAUUUGUUUGUAUGGCACAGAAGAUUCAAACUCCUCCGCUUUUGGAAUAAAAAGCGUCGUUGAUGUUUGCCCAUUGAACACUCCCUCGCUGGAAGACUUCAAGAAACUCCGAAGUUUGGAAAUAAACACUUUAAAGCAGGCAAAGGAGUUUAAAAUGUCUGAUGUUUUGUGGCACUGCAGCAAAAUGUUUGCAAACUGUAAGAAACUACUAUCUUCUCGCACAGUUUUAAUUCUGUCCAGGCUCGACGAACCUCCAAUAGCUUCUGAUCAGAAACCGACUAUCAAAAGAGUUAAUGACUUAGUAGAUUCUAAUAUUGAAGUAAAGUUUGUGAACAUCUCCCAAUUGGAAUAUAAAAUAGAAAAGUUCUAUGAAAAUUUCUUAUUUGAAGCAAGUAAAGGGAAGGGUGUUAUUAUUCCAAAAUCUGUUUGGGAGUGUAAAGAUGUUGAAAAACUAAUGUAUCAACAAACAGACAGGCAUCUUGCUGUUGCCAAGCUCAGCUUUGUUAUUGGUGAUGGACUCUCAAUUGGAGUAGGAGUCUAUAACCUUAGUAAAACUCAUCAAUAUCAAAAAACUACAGCUCUGCAAAGGACAGACAAUACUAUUUUAACAAGAGUCACUAAAACUGUAAAGGUUACUCAGAGACCAGAUAGCAGUGAAGCCAUGGAUGUAGAUGAUGAUGGAACUGUUCAAAUGCCAUUGUUGAAAUCAGAACUACUGCAUUAUCAGGAAUAUGGGGGAGAGAGAGUAGAAUUCACUGACCAUGAGAUGAAGGCAUUAAAGAAUCCAUUUGGCCCACCUAUGAUGAAGCUACUAGGGUUCAAACCAUCACAUGUGCUUUGCAAAGAGAAGUGGUAUUUAAAGCCUUGUCACUUUCUGUUCCCCAAUGAAAGUAUUAUAGAAGGCUCUACUGUAGCAUUUAGAGCUCUUUAUCAAGCAUGCUCAGAGAUGUCCAUGGUGGCCAUUUGUGUGCUAUGCACCAGAGUCAAUUCUAAGCCAAAGAUUGUAGCACUGUCCCCAAGUUCCAAUCCCUUGGGCAAUGAUGUUGAAAUGGGCUUUGAUGUCAUUCAGCUUCCAUUUAUGGAAAAUGUAAGAAAUGCACCAAUCAUUAAUGAGGAUGAAGAUCGUAAGGUGUCCAGUGUUGACAAGUCUUUUAUGAAAGAUGUAUUGAACACAGUAAAAUGUGAGUACCAUCCCAGUAUGUUUGAAAAUCCAAAAACACAGUCUUUGAUGCGAGCUGUUGAAGCUGUUGCCCUAGAAGAGGAUGAUGUUGAACCAUUUGAAGAUACAACAAAGUCCAAGCCAAAAGUGUUUGAAGAUGUUAAAGCUGAUUUAUUUGAAGAAAUCUUUGGGCCCUUUGAUCCUAUGGCAACAAAAAGACAUGGACCUUCUGGCUCUGGACCUGCAGCAAAGAAAGCUAGAUUAGAAGGCAUGGAUCCAGAGGCAAUACUUAAACAUAGAUUGACCAAUAAUGAAGUGAAAGACUAUACAGUGAAAGAGUUAAGAGAGCUCUUGAAGUCUAAAGACACACCAGCCGUAACUGGCUUGAAGAAAAAUGAGCUUGUUGAUUUAGUAUACCAGUGUUAUGCUGAUUAUUGAUUAUUAAGAAUUUGUUUUGUUGAUCAAAAUUAUUUUGUAAUAAAACUUGUGAAAUAUG
Molecule: messenger RNA, 1918 nt
Organism: Leguminivora glycinivorella
Lineage: Eukaryota; Metazoa; Arthropoda; Insecta; Lepidoptera; Tortricidae
Gene: Irbp
Product: ATP-dependent DNA helicase 2 subunit 1
Exons: 1
Coding region: 91-1860 (589 amino acids)
Biological process (GO): cellular response to X-ray; double-strand break repair via nonhomologous end joining; telomere maintenance
Cellular component (GO): Ku70:Ku80 complex; nucleus
Molecular function (GO): damaged DNA binding; DNA helicase activity; double-stranded DNA binding
Source: RefSeq, a predicted model, not a curated record